This is a messenger RNA of Phymastichus coffea, 7477 nucleotides long. RefSeq lists its product as uncharacterized. The transcript has 5 exons. Gene Ontology annotation, cellular component: nucleus. Gene Ontology annotation, biological process: regulation of transcription by RNA polymerase II. The coding region runs from base 1 to 1410 and encodes 469 amino acids. NCBI's taxonomy places the organism in Eukaryota, Metazoa, Arthropoda, Insecta, Hymenoptera, Eulophidae. The record is from RefSeq and is a predicted model, not a curated record. Gene Ontology annotation, molecular function: DNA-binding transcription factor activity, RNA polymerase II-specific; RNA polymerase II cis-regulatory region sequence-specific DNA binding.
AUGAGUGCAGUAAUGUUUAUAAUUCUUGAAGCUACCGCAGAUGAAAAAAGGAACAUCGAAAUUGUGGUGCAACAAUUAUUGAGAUACGCGGCGAUCCUUCAGCAGACAGCCGAAUACAUAUACCAGCUCGAGCAGCAGAAGACCCAACUAUUGUCUCAGAACCUUCAACUGAAAAGACUGGUAGAUCAGCACGAAGGGGGCGAAGUACCGACAAAGAAGCGCAAACACGACAGUCAAGCUAUGGUAGUGAGUCUACCGGUGCACGUGAGCGAAAGUGGCGAUGAAGGCUUAGGCAGUAUGUCACCGGAACCGUUGUCAGUGAUCACCGUGUCAGCCGAUGGCCACGCGUCUGUCGGCAAUAACGAUCACGUUGCCGAUUUGAAGCGUCAACUCGAAAGAGAACGCAACGCCCGAGCUCAGCUCGAGAAACAGAUGAGGAAUCUGCAGAAUCAACUCUUCCCCAGUGAUCGUUACCGCGAGGAGCAGCUCAUCGCCUACCAACCUCACGAGGUUAUCGAACACACAAACAACGUUCUCCAACAGGAUUUGGAAGAUGGUAUACCGGGUCUACAAGUUGUUUCUGUCGUAUCGGUACCGACGGUCGGGUCGACGCAAACCGUAGAAACGAGUAACGCCGACUCGAAUACACCACCACUGUCGCCGCAACCAGCAUGCGAGAUAAUCGUACCGAACAAUGUGAAUAACGACGAGACAGUGAUUUCAAAAGAAGUUAGCGUUGCUGAUAUAUUACAAGUGGAGUCGCGACCCACCAGUCCCCAACAGCAGCACGUAGCGAAAAUCGUAGCGUUCGCUGGCGUCGGCGGUACAGUUUUCACCUCCGCCCUCGACGAGCAAGCUGUCGCUCAAAAUGGAUCAUUCAGUCCUGCCUACGCAGCGACACUCACACCCACGACUGUCACCAACAAAUUCGAAUCUGCAAGUCAGUUUAUCACGACUAGUCCAACAAGGCCGUUCUCACCUGAUCAGGACAGUAGUCAACAGAGGUUGCCAAGUGUACUCGAGGCUGCUAUGAAGGCUGAACCCAAGGUCGAGGUCGAGAGGUUACCGUCGCCCUCGAAUUCGUUAGACGACGGCAGUGCGCCGCAAGCGCGAUUGUACCUAGCGAACACGUCGCGGCAGAAUUUGGAAACGAUUGUCGAGGCGAUUCGCCACUUGGAGGGCGAUCAUUUGUUCAGCGACGAGCCGGCACAAGACGUACCUCUGGCGUUAACGAACAAAUCCAACGUUACGAAUAACAGUGUGAGCACCAAACGAUUGCACGCCGAGGUCAACAGUUUUCUGCAGUUCAACAACGUGCAGCAGCAAUCGCCUGUGCAAUCGCCAUCGUCGCAGACGCAAACCGCCACGCAGCAAGUGCGGCCUGGUGUGAUUGUCGUCAAACACUCGUGAUCCGUAGCUGCUCGUGGUCUCAAGUCAUCGUCGUCCGGUAUCACCACCACCACUAGCGCGUGAGAAUGGACACGCGAGCUGUUAAAGAGAUGAGAAGGAAAUGAAAGAAUAACGAAAAACACGAUCAAAUUCGACGAAGUUUCAUUCUGUUUUCUUUUUCUUUUUUUUUUUUGUUUGUUUUUUUCUUUGUUUAAAAUAAUCUGUGCCAAAUAAUGGGAAGUACCGUGACCAUUUUGUUCCUUCAUCCGUAGGUGUUUAUAGAGGAUAGUGACAGAAACACAACACGACUGACUUUGCGGACACACGAGUGUAAUGUUUUAUUUUUCUUUUUCUUUUUUUUUUUGUUUUUCAUUUUUUCAUUUUGCGAGAACGUGCGAGAAUGAGAGAGAAAGAAACGUUGAUUGCUUUUUCGUUUGAAUACUGUUUUUACCUACAUCACUUGAAUCAGUUUUUUUUCUUCAAUUCACUUUGUUUUUUUCUUCUUAUUCUAUUAUACCCUGUGCAUCUAUAUAAUACCAGUUAUAUUAAGCGCACGAGCGUUAAACUCGGGACUAUACUGUUCUAAUUAUUUUUUUUUAAAUCGAAGAAGAAUGAAAAAGACAACAACAUAUACAUUGAGAGAAAGCAAGAGAGAAAGAAGUUUAGCGCGUAGUAGUUUAUGCUUAGUGUUUAAAUAACUAAACAUAAAAUUUUAAGGUAUCUCAUAUUACAUGUCUUUAAUUGAUAAAACAAGUAAAAGGAAACAACCCAGUGGUACGCGUUGCGUCGCAAUGUAAUCGCCCCAAGUCGAGUCGAUGACACUUUCAUUUUUUUUUCAUUUUUAAGAUUUAAGCGAGGAUUCAGACAGACAGAAAUGAAACAAGCAACAUUUGUAAGCUAUAAGGACAGUUUAUAAUUAGUGUGUUAGAUACGUAGGAAUUGUUUAGCGCUGCGAGAAAAUGAAGUGCGAUAGAGAUAAAAAAAAGUGCUAUUUGAGCCUGGGCUGCAUGUGUUCUUUUCUUUUGCGAUAUCUGUGCAGCGCAAAUUUACCUGAGUAGAGUCACAAUGCUGCCGAAUAUGAGCGAUUAAUCGUGCGAAAAAUGAUAACCAAAGUCGCGUUUCAUUUUUCCUUUUUAUUGCUUGUGUAGAUUUUAAAGAAGUCUAACGCGAUGUGUCGGAAUAAAGGGUGGAAGUUUUUGAAGAAUAAGAGGAGACGAUGGAUCAUAAGUGGUCGGUAUGAAAAUUGAAUCGCGUCUCUUAUUAUCGACAGAAAAUUCUAAACAAGCUUGCAUUAUUGCGUUCUUCUUAGAAUCGAAUACGAGCGAAAUGGAAUUCGAUUGAAAAAAAAUUAAUGUACAAAUUCAAAUUUAAAAGAAAGCUCUGCUAAAUUUAGAAAGAUUAUCUUGUAAUGGAAUCAUUUGUUUCUGAACGCGUUCAUAUUUAUAAAUGAUUAGAAAGCGUUUGAAAAUAAUUCACAAGAAUCAUCAGAGAUUUUGUAAUCUAAGGAAAGAUGCAAACAGCGGCAUGCUAACGUGUGAAGUGACGCAUCACAAUUAUAAUAGCAUUAAUAGAUUUAGAAUUUGCAGGAUUAUGGUUGGCAUUUGAAUUGGUACCUCGACGCAAAGAAAUCAGAAACGAAAAGAUGAAAAUUUGUUCAACGAGGACCAUUUAAGGCCUAAAAAAGAGACGAAAAAGAACAGUAAAACGCACGUUCGACGACGAGCAUUCGGUUCGAGUCAAAAUGGUGAAAUUUUUUUCAAAACUUUAACGCUUUUCUCGCGACUCUUAGUUUCUUUAUUAAUUACGGACUUGGAAAAAGAAAAUUAUUUAUUCGUUUUCUCAUGUACAAGAAAAAAAAUACUUUUACAUUUUUCGAUUACGCAUUAUUGAUAAUUAUACUGCGUAGUCACGUUGCAUUUGUUCUCGUUGACGAGAUCCUCAUGACGUGUGAAACGCGCCAAGACACUAUUGAAAAGAUAUUUUCUUAAGUGAACGGACUAAUAUUUUUAUCUAUUGUUGUUUCGGAUAUUUGUGUAUAAAAGAAAAAAAAAUGACACGAAAUCGUAGUAGGAAAGCUUGUCGAUCGACGGCGAAAUUUUUUUUUUUUUUUUGGCCGUUAAAUGCGCAAUGGCAAGUGCGCACUUUGUAUACGAAAAAAUAAAACAAAAAUUAAGGAUAAAUUGUAAAAAGUAAAAGAAUGGAAACGCAUCACGAGCGUGUUAGUAGUACGUUUAAUAAGCAUUUAGUGAGAGAUCAUCAUAAGCUUAAAUUGUUUCUUUUUGGCGCUUUGAGUAUACAGCUCGUGUUUUUAUUUUACUAUAAUCACUUUUUUGUUAUUUAUGUAAAGCGCACUUGAAUUGUCAGGCGUAUUAAAAUAGCGUUGACGUGUAUUUCUGAGCUAUGAGCUUAAGUGCGUUUUCCUUUCUUUUUUUAUAUUAACAAGCGAUUUUUGUACAUGUUUUGUAAAUUUUUGUACGCUUAAGCUAUUUAUUAUUCAGAUAUUAUAUAAUCUAUGUAAUACCAAAAUUAUUAAUCAUUAGGUAAAAAUCUCUGGAGAAGAGAAGUCGAAAUUAUUACAAAGAAAUUUAAUCUUAAGGAAAUAGAGAAAUACACGUCGGCGUAGUACUAUCAAAUUUUUGUAACAGGCUACGAAGGAACAAGCCGAAGCCAAAUUCGUAGUUGUUAAAAUAAGCCUUUAGUGCUCAUGAAACGUCAAAAUUGAAACACAUUCAUUAUUGUAAAUAAUGCGAAUCACCACUAAUAAAAAUCACUUGUGAAAUUGGCUUCGGUGGCAUUUUGAUAUGUUAUAUGUGGAAGCCUGACAUUGACGUACAUAGAAUUGUAAGCAAUUAAAGAUAACAUUCAUUGACUCCGCAUUCGCAUAAGUUCGAAAAAUGAAACAAACAUUUUUCAACGCAUUUUGCAUCUCGCUCAGGUGUGUGUUGCUUUGUUCACGUGAGCAACGAAUAACGUUGAAAAUUGUCUUUUUCUUUUUUCUUUUUUUUUUAUUAUGAAGAAAAACCGAAUUUAUUUGUAAAAAGUAAAUUUCUACGUUGGUACAGCAGACUAUUCUUUUUUUUUAUUCUUUUUUUUACUGUAGUUGUUAAGUACAUGGAUGACCUCGCAUUCGAAUGUUGCGGACAUAAAGAUGAUAAGAAUGUAGCCAACGCUUGAAAUUUUUCGUAGUCAGAAUAACAGAACACUACAACAACAAAAAAUACUAUUCGAGUUAUUCGUGGUAAAUGGCGACUGAAAAGCUUUUGCUUAAUUACUUUAAGCAACAAGAUUGCGUAAGUGACAUUGUUAAUAAGUUUUCACGAAUUUGCUACUUUUCGCGUUUAUCGAAGACUUGUAAUAAAUACUUCCAUCGACAUAAAGCUUUUUAAAUGAACGAUUUUAUAGUCGAUCUCCAGUAGUUUAUGUGAACUACUCAUGAGGUUACAAUUCUUCGGUAUGUAUAUGUUACAGAAUCAGUUUUUUGUAUUCACGCUAAAAUUUUUAUCACACAUUUGUAACAGCUUCAAAAUAUAACUCUUUCUCAUCCCACUUAAAUUUGUGUUUUAUUUUACUAGAAGCACAUUAAUUUUUUAAUUCAAACGGUCGCCAACUACCUUUAAAUGUGAAAGAAUAUCAAUUAAGUCAAAAUAAUAUUUUAUUCAGAUUAAAAAUACUAAAGUUAAAAAAAAUUUAUAGAAUGUCGGGGUAAAAUAUUUGGGUGCAGACAGUAAACGAGAAUAUGAAAGAAUGAGUGAUUGAUAAAGAUCAAGAAUGAAGUAAUUAAAAUAAAACACGUUUGUACACAUGAUACACAAAGCACACACUAAUUUUUUUACGCAACCAAGAUUAAUUGGAACUUGCGAUACAUUUUAGUAUUUUCGUUAACACUUUUCGUCCGUUCAAGAACGAAAGGAAUAUUUUGUAAAAUUCGUUUUCAUUCACAGAUAAUGCGUCACUAAACGUCUUUUCAUUCUUUGAGUAAACGAUGCUCUUAACAAGGUCGAAUUUUAAUAUUAGAUAAAAUCAUAAAAAUUUCAAAUAAACAGAACAAAAGUACGAGCUUUUUCAAAAACAAAAAUAAACAUAAAAAAAUGAAGCAAAUGACUGAACAAGUAAAAGUUGCAUUCACGUACUAACUAGAAGAGAAUUCACACUUUCACAUGAUAUACAGUACAGGGAUAGAAAGAACUGUCGUUAGUUUAAGGUGCGUUUAAGAUAAAUAAACAAAAGAAACACAUAGUAGAGCAAACAAAGAAAAAUAAAGUUGUCGAAAAAGUUCCUCGUGCCGAGGUGUGUUUAUAUAUCGUGCAAAAAGGAAUUUCAUAGUUAAUAAUUAACAAACUAACUGCCAUUAUAUCGGAAAAACUGAAAAAAUACAAGCGGUGGAUAUUUUGUUCACCCUACAAUGUACAGAGAGACACACGCACGUUCAAUUGAAUUACAAAAAUCCGAACUUCCUUUAAAAUUAAAUAUCACCAACACAAUGAUUACACGAAGUCAUCUUUACAUGCAAGUUUGUUUGUUGUGUAUAGAAAGAGUUGACAAGAAAAAAAUUUCUCGCGCACUAAUAUUAAUAUUAGUAAGGUGUUAUUUCCUCUUUUGAAUACUAAAUGGAGAUGUCAGAGUAAAUAGCAAACAUAAGACUUGAAACCACGGAAAAUAAAAAAGAGACCUCUAAUCUGUCGACUUAGUUCGCAUUUAAUACAUUUUUCAAUGCUAAACUGUAUAACCAGAGUGUAUGACGCGUGUUUUAAGGGGGAACAGAGUAGCAAAUUGAUCUCUUGGCGUAAUUUUACAUAAACGAAACGAUCUUUUUACAAAUUUUGCGAUGAAAAGAACAUUUUAAUGUGCUAGAGUCAUAAGAUUAAAGAAAAAAAUGAAGUUAAUCCCCCAAAAGUUGUUUAUAAAAUUUCGAUCGUAUCUAUAUUUUUUGUUUUGCUAAAAAAUAAAAAAAUGGCAAGAGCUAGUGUCUAAAGAUAAUUUUUUUUAUAUUAUGUGGUAGUUUUAAGAUCCAGAGUUAGAGACUUUCAUUGUGAGCGCCGAUGAAAAGUCUGGAGCACGUACAAGUUCCCUAAUAAAAAUGAAAAAUGACAAAAAAAUUUUUUUGCGAGCAUACACACAUUUAUACACGGACACACGUACCACAUACACAUACACAUACAUUGGACAUUCACGAAAAAAAAAAUUUUUUUUUAAUAAUUUGUUUAAUCCUGUAAAAGAAAAAUAAAUUUUUUGAGAACGAAGAGAGAAAAAAGACAGAGAAGUGAAACAUCCGAGUGAAUCUGCACGGUGAAAAAUAGAAAACAAACAAAAAAUGUAUUUCUAAGUAGAUACGCUUUCAGAAAAAUCAAUCCGAUAUGUCGUUCGACAAACAGAGAAACGAAGCAAGUAGUGAAGUGAAAAAGAAAAACGCAAAAAAAAAAUAAUAACGCGUAUAUGAGAGAGUGAGUGAACGAGGGAGAACGAUAUAAAUUAAAUGAAGAAAAAAAUAAUUCUCUGUGAUGUAAUUUUAUGACUUGAUUUUAUUUACUGCGAUUUAUUAAUUAUUUAUCGAAAGAAAGAAAAAAAAAUUUUUUUAAUAACAUCGAUCAUUAAAAAUGCACUGCAUCUUGAAUCGACCCCCCCCCCCCCCCCCGUUUAUUGUUUCUUUUCAAACACUUAUUAUUAUUGUAAUAAUUGUACAAGUAUGUCUGCGACAGGCAUGUAGGUUUUUAAACUAUGUGUAUCGAGCGUUUCUUUUUAUCUAUUUCUUACGGUUAUUAUUGUAAUUAAUUGUAAUGCCAUUUUUAUCACCAAUAAUACAGCUAUUUUUCAUUCAUUAUCAUCACCAUGGCGUAAAAAAACAGAAGGAAUGUAAUGAAUUACCUCCUUGCUUAAGUGCACACGGAAAAGAACAAAAAAGCCUGUUUUUAACAUUUAUAUACCUUCAAACAAUGUUAAGAACAUGUUUGUCGCUAUUAUCGUAUGAUGUUUUUUCUCUUUUUAUUACAGCAUGGUACAAUUUUCAUCGGAAGAAAAUUACAGAAUAAGUUAGAAUUUUUUAUGUAAAAAAAUAUUAUCAGUUAAAGAAUUUAUUAAAUAAUAAAUUGAA